This is a messenger RNA of Melanotaenia boesemani (Boeseman's rainbowfish), 3531 nucleotides long. RefSeq names its product prolyl 4-hydroxylase, alpha polypeptide III (gene p4ha3). Lineage: Eukaryota; Metazoa; Chordata; Actinopteri; Atheriniformes; Melanotaeniidae. Gene Ontology annotation, cellular component: endoplasmic reticulum. The record is from RefSeq and is a predicted model, not a curated record. Gene Ontology annotation, molecular function: procollagen-proline 4-dioxygenase activity; L-ascorbic acid binding; protein binding. The transcript has 13 exons. Gene Ontology annotation, biological process: peptidyl-proline hydroxylation to 4-hydroxy-L-proline. Bases 6 to 1634 code for a protein of 542 amino acids.
CCGCGAUGAAUUUUCCUGCGCUUGCUUAUGUUAUUUGCUGUAUCGUGUUUGUUGCAGUAAUUCAUAAGUCUGUGGGAGAAAUGUACACAUCGCUGCUGAAUGUAAAGCAGGCGAUCAAUGUUGAACGAAAACUUAUCGAUUACCUAAAAACUUACAUUGACCACGAGUUGGAGAGACUGGAGGACAUCAAGCGCUUUUAUGCCAAAGUGUCUGACUUGCACACAGGGCUUUACAAAGGUCCCACGACUGCAAUGUCUAACCCGCUGGUGGCCUUCACCCUCAUCAAGCGCCUGCACUCUGAAUGGCUGAACGUUGUCUACAGCAAUGAAGCCCUGGAAAAUGCACAAGCCCUCAGGUCCGGUUACGAGGAGGAAGAGGCUCAUCUGCCCAAAGUGGAGGACCUCCAGGGGGCUGCACAGGGACUGAUGAGGCUGCAGGAUGUUUAUGCCCUCCAAGUUUCGAGUCUUGUGAGGGGCCGUUUCCAAAGAUUAACUAAUGGCGAGGCGAUUGAUGUCUACAUGCCUGCGGUGUCUGUCUCUCUUACCGGUGAUGACUGCUUUCUGGUUGGGAAGGUGGCAUAUGAGCAGGAAGACUAUUAUCACUCGGUACAGUGGCUGGAGGAGUCGGUUCGUCUCUUCAGGGGAGCAGGAGGACAGUGGAGCCCUGAGAAUGAAGGAACUUUAGAAGAUGCUCUGGAUCACUUGGCCUUCUCCCACUUUAAAACAGGAAACGUCUCCCAUGCUUUGAGCGUGUCUCACGAGUUACUGCAUCACGAUCCGACAAAUGGACGAGUUCUGCAGAAUGUUGAGAAGUAUGAGAAGCUGCUGGUUGCUGCAGGUCCACCUAGGGGUGAUAGGAUGAGGAGACCCACCUCCACGUACUUAAGAACCAGGGAAACGUAUGAAAGACUCUGUCAGACCCAAGGAUCUCAGCCAAUGCAUUUUGAAAACCCCAGACUAUUCUGUGACUACUUCACCAAUGACAAUCAUGCACUGCGGCUGCAGCCUAUAAGACGGGAGGUUCUGAAUCUGCAGCCGUAUGUUGUCCUUUACCAUGACUUCAUCACGGACACAGAGGCAGAGGACAUCAAGAAUCUCGCCCAGCCUGGAUUGAGGAGAUCUGUGGUGGCAGCUGGAGAAAAACAAGCAACAGCAGACUAUCGAAUCAGCAAGAGUGCAUGGCUGAAGGGCUCAGCAUGCUGCAUUGUUGGAAGGCUGGACCAGAGGAUCUCCAUGCUAACAGGUCUAAACGUAAAGCAUCCAUAUGGUGAAUACCUCCAAGUGGUGAAUUAUGGAAUUGGUGGCCAUUACGAACCACAUUUUGACCAUGCUACAUCACCAUCCAGUCCUGUGUUCAAGCUGAAAACUGGAAAUCGUGUGGCAACCUUCAUGAUUUAUCUGAGCCCAGUGGAGGCAGGUGGUUCCACAGCCUUCAUCUACGCCAACUUCAGCGUCCCUGUCGUGGAGAAAGCAGCCAUCUUCUGGUGGAACCUGCACAGAAAUGGACAGGGAGAUGUUGACACUCUGCAUGCUGGCUGCCCAGUGCUUAUUGGGGACAAAUGGGUGGCAAACAAAUGGGUCCAUGAGUAUGGCCAAGAGUUUCAACAUCGCUGCAGCCUGAAUCCUGAUGAAUGACGGGUGAAGUUGAGCUACACAGAGUACAAGCCUUUUCAAUUGUGAGGUGCACUUGUAGGCAGAGAGGAGGUGGCAGCACUGGUGAACACACAGACAGGGGAGGUGAGACACACGAUGGGGUAGCCUGCAUCUUGGAUUGGAGCCCGGCCCCAUGGAGGCUGGACUGCAUGGUGGACACUGCUGCUGUGGAAAUGGAGGUGGAGGCAGUCAGCCUCUGGAGGCUGAAUGCUGACAGUGGAGAGUUUGUGCAGCUGCAGAGAAGCCUCUGCCUUCGCACACUGUUGGCUGUAGUAAACUGUGUGAGGUUGUUUACCUGCUGCCUUCUUAAAGCCUGACAUCUGAUCCAGGUCUUUUCCAGGACAGAGCACACUGGGGUGUGUCAUUACAAAUCAACAGCUGGGUCACAAAACUUGAUUUUAAAAUGCCAGGUUGACAAAGAUAGUUGCUAUCCUAGGAUGAAUCACAUGCCAUCUCAAUUGAAAUAUCUUUUAAAAAGAGCUGUCUUUUAAAGCGUGAUAGUGCAGCAGGGAAUUGCUGAUACAAGCUGAUACAGAACAUCUGUAUCAGGUUAGAUAACACAAUCUUGUUUGUUGAGGUUUAAAUCUGAGUCUCUUGUUUCGCCAUGCUGCUGAUUUUCUACAAACAGCGCAACAUCGUCAGAUCUCAGCUUACAGUUCAUACUGAGUCAAAGGAACCACUGACUGUGAGCUGAUUGGACAAUGUGGUCAUCUUUGUCUGUGGUAGACUUGCUUUGUUUGAUGCAGUAUAAGUGAUGGAUGGAACAAAUGGAGCAAAUGAGUCAGCCUCAGAUUAAGCUUCAGUCACUAUUCCUCAUCUGUGGUCUGUUCUUCUGUGCCCUGCAUUAUUUCCAAGCUGUUUGAACUCUCACAACCAGCUCUGUCUGCAUACUUCAACAAUGUCUCAGAUAACUGUUAGAGAAGCUCAUAAUCCAUGUUAAAACAGUGAGGUGGGUCACACAGAGUGUUAAAAUUCCCUAUAUGAGCAAGAAACAACACCAGGCCUCUCUGUACAGCACCUUUGGGGGAUAUCCUGCUGCUUGAAUGGCAGCUAUGGAUUAAUAUUAUUACCUUCACUCAUAACUCCAGGUCAGAGUGUCUCUCCAUUCACACACUGACACACUGACAAUAUAUGAAUGGUGAAUGUUCUGGAUAUCUAUUGCACAUUCCUGCAAGCAUACUUAACAGCAGGACUUUACAGUUUUCCUACAGCCAAGCAAAAGAGAAUUGUGACUUUUUUGAAGCACCUUUCUUUUUUUCUUUUUUCUUUUUUUCGCAGCUGUUAAUACAGAUAUACGAUUAGAUAUACUAUCUGUUUAUUACUAUAAUAAUUUCUCAUUACUGUAGAGGAAAAAAAUGUUUCAACACAUUUUACCACUAUUUGAUUUUAUGUGCUAUGCAAGUCAGUUUCCUAUUGGAACUGUACAGCAGAAGAUUUUUUUAUACAAUCUGAUUUGGAAGGUAAUAAAUUAAAAGGUCUAAUAAACCAGUUUUAGGUCUAUGUUUAAGCCUUAGUCUUCUUCAAAAUCUGAGUGGCAUUAUUCUUUACUCUUGCAGCACACUCUUAGCAGCUUUCAGGGUUACCACAGCAAACAUGGCUGGAACUUGUUGCUGCGCUCAAGAGUUGUUCACACUACCCAAAGCACACAUGGCCAGAUUAUAGGUCAUUCUCAGGACAAUGUCAAAGACAUGCAGUAUUUCUACACCUUGGAAAACAGUCUAUCAUGUUGCUGUAUUUCUAAGUAAUUAAUUAUUUUGAGAUCCUGUAGAUUCUUUCUACCUUUACUGUUAGUGAGUUGCUGUACUGAAAUAAAAAUACAUUUGUAUCAAUUACUGACUGAUAAACCAGCUAGUAGCACAAAGCAAAUAAACCAGAGGGG